This is a messenger RNA of Callorhinchus milii (elephant shark), 9804 nucleotides long. It is a transcript of the gene lrba, whose product is annotated as LPS responsive beige-like anchor protein. NCBI's taxonomy places the organism in Eukaryota, Metazoa, Chordata, Chondrichthyes, Chimaeriformes, Callorhinchidae. The record is from RefSeq and is a predicted model, not a curated record. The transcript has 57 exons. Gene Ontology annotation, biological process: intracellular protein localization. The coding region runs from base 50 to 8539 and encodes 2829 amino acids. Gene Ontology annotation, cellular component: membrane; cytosol. Gene Ontology annotation, molecular function: protein kinase binding.
CGCCGCCUCGCUGGGCCUCAACCCACCCCUACCCAUCCGUGGGAUCCGGAUGAAAUUCGCCGUGUUGACGAGCCUCCUGCGAGCCGGGGAAGUGACCAACAGGGACAUCGUGGAGACCGUCUUCAACCUGCUUGUUGGAGGACAGUUUGAUUUAGAAAUGAAUUUCAUUAUCCAAGACAUUGAAAGUAUUACCUGCAUGGUGGAGCUGUUGGACAACUGUGAUGUUACCUGCCGGGCUGAACUUUGGAGCAUAUUCACUGCAAUCCUUAGAAAAAGUAUUCGGAAUUUACAGGCCUGCACAGAUGUUGGAUUAAUUGAACAUGUUCUGAAGAGAAUUGAUAAAGCUGACAAUAUGAUAGCAGAUCUGUUGGUUGAAAUGUUAGGAGUACUGGCUUGUUAUAAUAUCACAGUCCGUGAGCUGAAACUGUUGGUUGGGAAGCUACAAGGAGAAAAAGGACAAUGGCCUCCACAUGCAGUGAAGUUACUGACAGUAUUGAAACAGGUACCACAGAGACUGGGUCCAGAUGCCUUCUUCAGUUUUCCUGGGAAGAGUGCUGCUGCCAUCGCAUUACCUCCCAUUGCUAAGUGGCCAUAUCAGAAUGGCUUUACAUUUCACACGUGGCUCAGAAUGGAUCCACUGAAUAACAUUAAUGUUGAUAAAGACAAACCUUACUUAUACUGCUUUCGUACAAACAAAGGGCUUGGAUAUUCUGCUCAUUUUGUUGGUGGUUGUUUAAUUGUGACUUCAAUCAAAUCAAAAGGGAAAGGAUUCCAACAUUGUGUAAAGUAUGACUUCAAACCACAAAAGUGGUACAUGGUGACAAUAGUGCACAUCUACAAUCGCUGGAAAAACAGUGAGAUCCGAUGCUAUGUGAAUGGUGAACUGGCUUCUUUUGGAGAGAUUACAUGGCUUGUGAAUACCAGUGAUACGUUUGACAAAUGUUUCCUGGGCUCUUCAGAAACUGCAGAUGCCAAUCGGGUGUUCUGUGGGCAACUUGGAGCAGUUUAUGUCUUUGCUGAAGCUCUAAAUGCAGCACAGAUAUUUGCAAUAUACCAGCUUGGCCCUGGAUAUAAGGGUAUUUUCAAAUUCAAAGCAGAAAGUGACCUGCUCCUUGCUGAACACCACAAAUCUCUGCUGUAUGAUGGCAAGCUGUCCAGUAGUAUUGCAUUCACGUACAACCCAAAGGCUACAGAUGCUCAACUCUGUCUCGAGUCAUCUCCUAAGGAUAAUCCAUCUAUUUUUGUUCAUUCACCGCAUGCUCUCAUGCUUCAGGAUGUGAAAGCCGUUGUCACACAUUCCAUACAAAGUGCUAUACAUUCAAUUGGUGGUGUCCAGGUGCUUUUUCCAUUGUUUGCACAACUUGACUACAGUCAGCCUUCUUCGGACCAAAUUGAUACCACAAUCUGUUCCACUCUUUUAUCAUUUAUAAUGGAAUUACUGAAGAACUCUGUGGCGAUGCAGGAACAGAUCCUCUCCUGCAAGGGCUUUCUGGUGAUUGGAUAUAGCCUUGAAAAGUCUUCCAAAAUUCACAUCACCAGAGCCGUGUUAGACCUGUGCUUGGCUUUUGCUAAAUAUCUGAGCAAUUUGCAAAAUGGAGGCUGUCUGCUUAAACAGCUGUGUGACCAUAUUCUUUUGAAUCCUGCUAUUUGGAUCCAUGCUCCAGCCAAGGUCCAGCUACAACUUUACACGUACCUGUCUACUGAGUUCAUCAGUACAGCUACCAUUUACAAUGCAGUUCGGAGAGUUGGUACUGUACUUCAGAUAAUGCACACCUUAAAGUACUUUUACUGGGUAGUAAAUCCACAGGAUCGUAGUGGAGUGGUUCCCAAAGGCCUCGAUGGCCCCAGACCUAACCAGAAGGAGAUUCUCUCCCUGCGAGCUUUCUUGCUACUUUUUGUGAAACAAUUGAUAAUGAAGGAUCAUGGCAUUAAGGAAGAUGAACUGCAGAGUAUUCUCAACUAUCUUCUCACUAUGCACGAGAGCAAUAGUACCAGUCAGGGAGUUAGAAGAGAAGAACAGGACGACAAUCUCAUGGAUGUUCUACAGCUGCUUGUAGCUCUGAUGGCUGAGCACCCAGGAUCCAUGAUUCCUGCUUUUGAUCAGCGGAAUGGAAUGCGGAUCAUCUAUAAACUUUUGGCUUCAAAAAGUGAAGGAAUAAGAGUACAAGCUUUAAAAGUGAUGGGGUAUUUUCUGAAGCAUCUUGCUCCAAAACGUAAGACCGAAGUCAUGCUUGGACAUGGAUUAUUCUCCUUGCUGGCAGAAAGGUUGUUGUUGCACACGAACAUGAUUACCAUGACCACGUACAAUGUCUUAUAUGAGAUUUUGACAGAACAGAUUUGUACCCAGGUUGUGCAUAAACAGCAUCCUGAUCCAGAUUCAUCAGUAAAGAUACAAAAUCCUCAAAUCCUAAAAGUGAUUGCAACACUGUUGAGGGGUUCGCCUCAGAUUCCAGAAACUACUGAGGUUCGCCGUGUUUUUCUGUCCGAUAUGAUCAAACUCUUCAACAGCAGCAGAGAAAACCGGCGGAGUUUGCUGCAGUGUUCAGUAUGGCAAGAAUGGAUGUUGUCUCUUUGCUAUGUCAGUCCUAAGAAUUCUGAAGAACAGAAAAUAACUGAAAUGGUCUAUGCUAUCUUCCGGAUAUUGCUUUACCAUGCAGUUAAAUAUGAAUGGGGUGGUUGGCGUGUCUGGGUGGAUACGCUUUCAAUUACACACUCUAAGGUUACUUAUGAAAUGCACAAGGAGAGCUUGGCCAGAAUGUUUGAAGAAUACCAAAGACAAGAUGAGCAUGCAGGAUACAUUUCUAACGUGAGAACAAUCUCAGGGGUUAGCAGUGCACAAGGAGCCGUGGCUGGUAAAGAGGUUUCUGAGGUUCAGCAAAUACCUUGUGCUGAAAAUCUGGUGGAAGACAAACCAAUACAAGAAAACGAGGGAAUGGGGUCUGAACAGCAAAGUGAAACUAACCAUGAGAUCAGUACAGAAUUCACAGAAGAACAGAAAAUUUUGGAAGCGGAAAGUGAAAUCAAGGCAGAUGUUAUACCAUCUAAUGGUGCUGAAAUACAAAAGAAAGCUGAGGAAGGUCAGAAAUCAGAUCAAUUAUUAGAGUUUCAGGAUACUUCCAAAGUGGAGGAAGUCGAAGCAAGUCAAGUGUGUUUGGAGAGUCCAACUGUUUCAUCUGGAGAAGCUGCUGAUUUAGGACAGACUUCCCUGAAGGCGAUUACAUCAGUUACCUCUGAAUCACUUGAUCCAAAAACGUUGACAAUAGAAAAUGCUGCAGAAAAACAAGAAAGUAAUGUUAUGUUCGGACCAGGAGAUCCAAAGCUGGUUGAAAAGGAACUCUCUGCUAAUGGACAGCAUGAAGGCAGCCCAAAUGGUAGCAAUGAGAAUAUCACUACAGAACCGGAAGCUGUUUCUGAGUCUGUAGAAGGCAGCACUUUGAUUUCUGAAUCCAAAAGCAGUGAGAGCUGUUCAGAAGCAAUUUCAAAUCAUUCUCCUUCUGUACCGGAGGAGGAAGUGGUGCCCAAAGCGAUAAAAGAGGAAUCAAAGUCACAGUCAGAAACUAGUACUGAAUCGUUAAAACAAGUGGACAGCCAUUCUAGUGAUUCCAGCACUCAUGGCAGUUGUGUUGUAGACAAAGAUAUUGAAGUGAAUGCCACGAAAACAAAAGAAUUGAAAGUCUCUUCUGCUAAAGAAAUUGCUAGACUCGAUGUGUCCAGUGUUGCAUCAGAUACUGAGAAGUUAGAACUUCGAGCAAGUAUAAGUCGAGAAUCUUCACAUGUGUUGAAAUCUCCCAUUCAGGUAUCACAGUUGGAGCCUAGUAAUCAGCAAGGCACUCUGUCUGAUGGACAGAGAAGAGGAUCUAAUCCUUCAGCACGCUCUGCUAUAUUUCGUAUUCCUGAAUUUAAAUGGUCCCACAUGCACCAGCGUUUGCUUAAUGACUUGUUGUUCUCCAUCGAGACAGAUGUGCAGAUGUGGAGAAGCCACAACACAAAGACAGUGAUGGAUUUUGUGAACAGCAGUGAAAACAUCAUCUUUGUCCAUAAUACUAUUCACCUCAUCUCUCAGGUGGUAGAUAAUAUCAUAAUGGCCUGUGGUGGGAUCCUCCCACUUCUGUCUGCAGCUACAUCUACGACACAUGAAUUGGAGAACAUUGAACCAACUCAAGGUUUAUCAUUCGAAUCUUCAGUAACCUUUCUUCAGAGGUUAAUAGGCCUUGUUGAUGUUUUGAUUUUUGCCAGUUCCCUCAGCUUUACUGAAAUUGAGGCUGAAAAGAACAUGUCUUCUGGAGGAAUAUUAAGGCAAUGUCUUCGCCUUGUGUGUGCAGUAGCAGUCAGAAACUGUUUGGAAUGCCAGCAUGUAUCUCAUCCGAAGGCUGGUGUUGAUCAUGGAAAGGUUCAGAAAGCUAUGCAAAACGUUCUUGGAGCUGGAAAAUCGGCAGCAAAGAGCCCUAUUGACGCUGUAACAGGUGGCAUUUCACCAAUAAGAGAUCUCGACAGGUUACUACAAGAUAUGGAUAUCAAUCGCCUGCGAGCAGUUGUGUUCAGAGAUGUAGAGGACAGCAAACAAGCCCAGUUUCUGGCUUUGGCUGUAGUUUAUUUUAUCUCAGUGUUGAUGGUAUCAAAAUACAGGGAAAUCCUAGAGCCUCAGAAAGACAGGAGGCUGUCGCGCAGCCAAUCAAUCAGAAGCAUUGAGAAUACGAACGAUAGUGUAUCAACCACAGAAGGCUUAUCGGGUGCAGCAGCCAGUUCAGUACUGAGUAACGAUGCCCCAGUUGCGAAAUUUCGAAGAGACUCUGGUAUUGGAGAAGAACCAAGUUCAGUCAGUGACUUGGGAGCAAAGCCUGAGACUGUUAGUGCUGGUCCUGAUGCAAUGAGUGAACUGCUGUCGACCCUUUCCUCAGAGGUUAAGAAAUCGCACUCACAAGAAGGUAAAAGUGAAAUUGGAAGGGAUUCUGAAAUUAAGAUAACCCCAUCUGUACCAACUGGAUCCCAGGGCAAAAAUGUCAGUGUUAAAGACAUUCUGCGAAGCCUGGUGAACACGCCUACGGGCAGUCUUGAAGCAGAUAUGGCAUUUGUUGGACCAACCUUUGUAGGAGUGAUUGGGGAUUCAGCAGCAGAGUCAUCAGUCCAGUUUCGUUCCUUUGACAGGAGUGUUGUGGUAGCUCCUAAGAAAACAACGGCUUCUGUUGGAACUGGUACUCCUGCUACUACAGAUGCUGUGAGUGUAGUUUCUACUGCAGACUCUGCAGAGGAACCUGCUGUUGAACCUACAAGUGGCGGACCUUCCAACUCUAAACUGCCAUCUGUUCAAACAGUGUCCCCAAUGCCAGAGGACUCGGCUGCAAAUAUGAGUAUCACAGCAAGACUGGAACGAGCACUGGAAAAGACUGCACCUCUUCUGAGGGAGAUUUUUGUGGACUUUGCACCUUUUCUUUCUCGCACUCUUCUGGGAAGUCAUGGUCAAGAGUUGCUCAUUGAGGGUACAAGUUUGGUCUGCAUGAAAUCUAGCAGUUCUGUUGUGGAGUUGGUCAUGUUACUGUGUUCUCAGGAGUGGCAGAACUCGAUCCAGAAGAAUGCUGGUCUUGCGUUUAUUGAACUGGUGAAUGAAGGAAGGCUGCUGUGCCAUACCAUGAAAGACCAUCUGGUCAGGGUAGCAAAUGAGGCCGAGUUUAUCCUGAGCAGACAGAGGGCAGAGGAUAUCCACAGACAUGCUGAGUUUGAGUCACUUUGUGCCCAGUACUCGGCAGAAAGACGGGAAGAAGAAAAGAUGUGCGAUCAUUUGAUAAGAGCAGCAAAGUACCGAGAUCAUGUGACAUCCACUCAGUUGAUACAAAAGAUAAUCAACAUUUUGACAGACAAGCAUGGAGCCUGGGGAAACUCUUCACAGAGUCGUCCUCGUGAGUUCUGGCGCCUUGACUACUGGGAAGAUGACUUGCGGCGCCGCCGACGUUUCGUUCGCAACUCAUUUGGAUCAACACAUCCUGAAGCUACACUAAAAGCAGCCAUUGAGCACGGUUCUGCCGAGGAUGUGCUGGUGAAAGGCAGACCCUCUCUCCGGACCCAGGCCGUGGGCAACCACAACCCCGAGAGCGACAGCCUCCUGGAAGGAGAUGACGACGCCCUCACUUCACUCGAGGAGAAGGAGAUUGAUAACAUGGCGGGACCGGUGAAUUUCACCACUGCUGUCCAGCUCAUCGCCCCGGUGGUGGUUGCUAAGGGAACCUUGUCAAUCACGUCCUCAGAGCUUUACUUCGAGGUGGACGAGGAAGAUCCCAGUUAUAAAAAACUAGAUCCCAAGAUUUUGGCAUAUACAGAGGGACUUCACGGGAAAUGGCUAUUCAGCGAAAUCCGUGCUGUCUUCUCCAGACGCUAUCUGCUGCAAAACACUGCACUGGAAAUUUUUAUUGCCAAUCGAACUGCUGUCAUGUUCAACUUCCCAGACACAGCGACAGUAAAGAAAGUUGUUCACUGUUUACCCCGUGUUGGAGUCGGCACAGGUUUUGGGCUACCCCAAACCAGACGAAUUUCCCUGGCCAACUCUCGGCAGCUUUUUAAGGCGUCCAAUAUGAUGCAACGUUGGCAGCGCAGAGAGAUAUCUAACUUCGAGUACCUCAUGUUCCUCAACACAGUAGCUGGGCGGACUUACAGUGACUUGAAUCAGUAUCCCGUUUUCCCUUGGGUCAUAACUAAUUAUGAAUCGGAAGAGCUGGAUCUGACGCUACCCAGCAACUUCAGAGAUUUGUCUAAGCCUAUUGGAGCCCUUAACCCCAAAAGAGCAGCCUUCUUUUCUGAGCGGCAUGAAACUUGGGAAGAUGAUCAAGUUCCCCCUUUCCACUAUGGGACUCAUUAUUCCACGAGUAGCUUCACUCUUGCGUGGCUGUUACGAAUUGAACCAUUUACCACCUUCUUUCUAAAUCUACAAGGAGGGAAGUUUGAUCACGCUGACAGAACUUUCUCUUCCGUGUCCAGAGCGUGGCGCAACUGCCAGCGAGAUACGUCUGAUGUAAAGGAGCUGAUUCCUGAAUUUUAUUAUCUUCCGGAGAUGUUUGUCAAUUCAAACAAUUACAAUCUGGGCGUGAUGGAUGAUGGAACUGUAGUCUCGGAUGUAGAACUUCCGCCAUGGGCCAAAGCUCCAGAAGAGUUUAUUCGUAUAAAUAGACUGGCUCUGGAGAGCGAGUUCGUUUCCUGUCAGCUCCACCAGUGGAUUGAUCUGAUUUUUGGAUACAAGCAGCAAGGACCUGAGGCUAUUCGAGCCCUCAAUGUCUUCUAUUACCUGACCUACGAAGGAGCUGUCAACCUGAAUUCCAUCAGUGACCUGGUCCUGAGAGAGGCCGUGGAAUCCCAGAUUCGAAGCUUUGGUCAGACUCCUUCCCAACUCUUAAUCGAGCCACAUCCACCCAGAAGCUCUGCCAUGCAAGUGUAUCUCCUCCUGCAGACUCCUCUGAUGUUCACAGACCAGAUGCAGCAGGAUGUCAUCAUGGUACUUAAAUUCCCGUCCAACUCCCCUGUCACCCAUGUUGCUGCCAACACUCAGCCAGGCCUGGCUGUAUCAGCCAUUAUUACAGUAACCGCUAGCAGGCUGUUUGCUGUGAACAAGUGGCAUAAUAUUACUGGCCUUCAUGGAACUAUGCAGGAACAGCCAUACCAGCUGCCAGUUGAAAUCGAUCCUCUGAUAGCUAAUAACACCAGCAUGCACAGAAGGCAAAUCACUGACCUCUUGGAUCAAAGCAUUCAGAUCAAUUCCCAGUGCUUCGUGAUCACUGCAGAUAACCGCUUCAUCCUGGUCUGUGGCUUCUGGGAUAAGAGUUUCCGUGUUUACUCCACCGACACAGGAAAACUCACUCAAGUGGUUUUUGGACACUGGGAUGUUGUGACCUGUUUAGCGAGAUCUGAAUCCUACAUUGGAGGUGACUGUUAUGUCCUCUCUGGCUCACGGGAUGCAACUCUCCUGCUUUGGUACUGGAAUGGGAAGAACCACAGUAUCGGAGAGAAUACCAACACUGAAUACGCUGCUCCUCGAGCUAUUCUGACAGGCCAUGAUUGCGAGAUUAGCUGUGCUGCCGUGUGUGCAGAGCUUGGCCUAGUUAUCAGCGGCUCCAAAGAGGGUCCGUGCUUGAUCCACACAAUGAAUGGAGACUUACUAAAAGCUCUUGAGAGGACUCAAGAUUGCUUACACCCUCGAUUAAUCCAGUUGUCGACCGAAGGCCACUGUGUCAUUUAUUAUGAAAAGGGCCAGUUUUGUGUCUUCAGUGUCAAUGGGAAACUGCUAGUCAAGAUGGAGACCGAGGAUUCUACAAAGGCUAUGCUGCUGAGCCGUGAUGGACAGUACCUCAUCACUGGGGGAGACAGUGGAAUAGUGGCUGUGUGGCAGGUCUGGGACUUCAAACAGCUGAUGACCUACCCUGGCUGUGACGCUGGCAUUAGAUCCAUGGCCAUGUCUCACGAUCAAAGGGUCGUCAUUACGGGUAUGGCAUCUGGAAGCAUAGUACUGUUUUACAUUGAUUUUAAUCGAUGGCAUCAUGAGUAUCGAACCAGGUACUGAAAGUGCGCUCACGAGACAGAAAUGCACUGCUUCGUGCUGGACCGGGGAUUAUCCCUCGAAGGAGCAAAGAGCCAUCGCUGGUGCAUUGGAUUCAAGAGUUUUUAAUCAACGUAGUCACACAGUCCCGCCACUGUACAUAAAGGCAUCGAUCUACAUGAAGAAGCAGCAAAUCUGAAUGUAACAAAGUCUCUUGGAAAGCAGAGUAUUUUGAAAUGCUUACUGCUAUUUUUGUAGAAUAUAAGGAAUUUGACAUACCAUUACUAAAACAUCAGAACAUAUAAGACUAAUUCAGAGAUUAAAAAAAGUCUAUUUUUAGGAGGAAUAAAUCUUUACAUGAUUCUUUAUAUGCGUCUCAUUCACAAGAAAUAUACUAACUAUUUCUUUAUUUCCAUCUCUGUAUGAAGAAAUGAGUGAUUUGAAAGAAUGUAAAACAAAUUUAAUCAGAGAUGUUCAUAAAUUGUGUUAGAAUUGAGCAAUAUAUUUACACCUGUGAUUUAAUUCUUGCAUUUACAGAGAUCACAUUUUAAAAAAAAUGGUUUCUUUUUGGGGAGAAGGUUUGCACGUAGGGGUGUACAAAUCUUUCUAAGGCAUGAUUCUUUACUGUAUUUUUUCAUUAAUGUUAUGGUAGCUUAGCACUGACAUUGCUGGGAACAAAGAGCAAUAUUUAAAUUAUGACCUAGGAUUUUUUAACUUUAUAGCAGUCUAUUGGAAAUUAUAUUCUUGUCAUUGGCAUGCUGCUGGGCUGGAAAAGGGAUCUUUGUUAUAUUAAAUGUUCUUGGAGUUCAGGUAAACAGUGAAUCAAAGCAGUGUAAUAAGGUUUGUCCAUUACAAAUUGGUGUGUGUGUGUGUGUGCGUUUUCAGAGAAUAAUGUCCAUGACUUUAAUUUCAAUAGCCUUUGUUAAAAGUGUUCGAAAUUGCUCAACACUGUUGUGCUGAAUUCCAAUAACUCCUAGUAACUGUGAAACUCUGGGUUCUUGUCAUUGCUUGUUAUUCUGUGUCUGAAAUCCCAUGGUUGGGAUGUUGUGAUCAGCCUACAAAACCUUCAGAAACCAGAUUGCUGAAAACAUUCCAUCUUGCUGAGAGAAUGUUUGUUUGUCCAAUUUAGAUCCUAUUGGUGCCUAGUGGUGCAUUAGUAACCUGCCCGAGGGACCAAAUUACUGUAUUUCAAAACCUCACUCAGAAGAGCUUUUUUGGUGAUGAUUUGGAAUGAAGUUAUUCCAGUUUGUGUAAUGAAAUCAAAAAUAAAAUUCACUUGUAUCUUGAGA